Messenger RNA from Polychytrium aggregatum, 1867 nucleotides. RefSeq lists its product as uncharacterized. The record is from RefSeq and is a predicted model, not a curated record. NCBI's taxonomy places the organism in Eukaryota, Fungi, Chytridiomycota, Chytridiomycetes, Polychytriales. Bases 148 to 1731 code for a protein of 527 amino acids. The transcript has 8 exons.
GGAGUCGCCAGGGCCAAACAGGACGGCUCGGUGGAAUAGCACGGCCACGCACACAGAGACAGAGUCGUCGAUCCCGCUGCGCCGACCGAGUUGCAUCUCGGACGACUGGACAUUCACCUAUUGCGCCUUGACACCCUCAAUGAUCCAAUGCUGUUGAGAUCUUCGACCAGCCGGACCCGAACCCAGGUGGCCGAUGGCUCCGAAGGCAAGAAACCCACAGCCACGGCCGAGGCGAUCGACUCGAGUGACAAGACCGACACGACUGCCAAGCGACCGAACCGAAGCAAAGCCACCUUCCGAGCUGUAGCAAGCAAAGUGGACUCGAAUCGCAAAGCUGCAUCUGUAGCGCCAUCGGCAUCUAAAACAGCAACUAAGCCCGCACCAGCAACAUCCACCAAGCUACCGUCGAGGCCUCCGCGGCGAGAUGAAGCCUCGGCCAUCAAGCCGGAUCUGAGCGGUGCAAAGGUCGCCAAGCGAACCGGAACCAAAUCGUCUCUCUCGACCAGCGACAAACGCAAAGUCAUUUCCACUCUACUGCCACCAAAACCACGUCUAUCAUCGUCACCAGCAUCAUCUGCAGCGAUGCCUUCUACAAGCCCGCCCGCGAUCGCUUCGGCAUCAUCGUCAGCGUCGGCACCGACGACACGAAUGCCUUCUGCAGCAGCACGAACAGCACGACCAGUACGAACAGCGCAAAUAGCACCAAAGACCCCGGCGGCUGCGUCGAAAUCGGCGCUCAAGCCUCCCGCAACGACGAUAAAGCCGCCGCUGAAACGCAGUAGCGACACUGUAAUGCCGUCGCGACCCGAUCUGUCGAGCCGGCCAAAACCGGAGGCGUCCAAGGCCCCGGUGCGGCGAGCGACAUUCAUGGCGUCAACAACACGCAGUUCCGGAUUAUCAGCGGCAGGCACACUGUCCUCCAAAAACGAGAACUCGACAGGUUUGCAGCGACUCGGGUCGACGCGCACACCGUCAAGGGCACUCACAGCUCCCCCAGCCAGAGGCAGGCCCAGCACCGCUGCUCAGUUGCCCGUGAGCGGCGCCGGGGCAUUCACCAAUGAACAAUUCAACAACGAGUCGCUCGGUGACAUCCUCGACAGCGAGCGGGCUAUGGAUCUGGACGAGAAGGUGCUGCGACGAGCAAGUGUCUUUGACGUUGGACCAAAACGAACGUCGAUCAUGCCCGUCAAGAAUACCCGCCGAGCGACAGCGCACACGGCUGCUACGGAGCCUGCUCGGAGAGUCUCCAUCUACAGUGCCCCUGUUCGCUAUCUUAGCAAAAAGGAUCCCGCUUGCGAGGAGCCCAAGCUGGAGAAGAUCAUUGCGAGCUAUUUCGCCAACCGGGAUACCAGUGAGCCCUCUCAGGCAGCAUCUGGCCCUGCCAGGCCACAGCGGGGAUACGGAGCCAAUGCUCCUGCAACGCCCUCGCUCAACAAGAUGCCCCUUCGCAAAGCCCCUCCGAUAAAGCCAACCGCUGCCGCCCCGCCGUCCUUUGGUCCAGGACAGCGACUGGGUCCCAAAACGCCUUCUCAGCCACUGCGCCGAGCCGACAUCGGAGCCCUGAACAACGUGCAACCGAGUGCCCCGCCGGCUGGCAUGUUUCGGUCGGAUAGCGAUCUGACAAUGUCCGACAGCCAGCAGCUCGAGAGUGAAAUUGAGGCUCUGAACGAGAUGGAGCGCAUGCUGCUGGAGAGGCUCGGGGCCGAGGAGUUCAAGGCUGGUGGGACAUAGCCCCGCCCCAUAUCGCUCGUUUCUUUGGCAAUAGACUCUCGUCCGCUUGAACCCGCACGUCGCUUCAGAGAGGCAGGCAGUGCAACGUGCCCGGCUCGUAUGUGCUGCGUCAAGUGCUGCACUCACAUCGCCUUCG